AUGUCCGCCAUCGCGCACCGCCGCCGCCGCCCCGCACCGCCCCCGCCCGCGUGGACUCCCGAGCCCUGGAGCGACGGCGAGACGUCCGCGCUGCUCGAGGCCUGGGGCCCGCGCCACCUCCGCGCCGGCGGCGGCCCCCUCCGCACCUCCGACUGGCGGGCCUGCGCCGCCGCCGUCACCUCCCGCCGCGCCGCAGACGGCCGCGCGCCGCGCACCGUCGACCAGUGCAAGAACCGCAUGGACUACCUCAAGAAGCGCCUCAGGGCCGACCGCUCCAGGCUCUCGCCGCCGCCGCCGCUCUCCGGCUCCCUCCGCCGCCUCGCCAAGCUCCUCCGCCAGGCCCCCUCGGUCCCGCACCGCCUCGCGCCCAUGGUCCAGCGGGAGGACCGCCAGGACGACGACGAGGAGACCGACCGGUCCCGGUCUCCCCUCUACCGCGACUGGCCGCCGGUGCCCAAGCGGCGGAGGACGGCCGUCUCGUUGUCGCCGCUCAGCUCCUCCGCGGAGCAUCACCACGGGAACGGAGGAGCGGCCUGCACGGAGGUCGCGGCUGCUCUGGAUAGGCUGGCGGGGACGUACGAGCGGGUUGAAGCGGCCAAGCAGAUGGAGGCGACGCGGCUGGAGGAGCGCCGCCUGGAGGCCAAGCGCGACCUAGAGAUCGAGCGCAUGCGGGUUCUCGCCGACGUCGCCAUCUCCACCUCCGACGAUACGCACCCUUCAUCCGCCUCCGCCUCCGCCUCAGCCGGCGGCAGCCUAGUUGAGGAACUAGUACAAUAGACUGGCCAUGGUAGAGCCCUCCGGAUUCCAGAUUAUCUUUUCAGGAGAUGAUUGCAGCGUGGAGAAGCCAACUGACGUGAUCAUGGUGAUGCCCUUACCAAAAGUUACAUGGGUUUAGGUUACAGGAAAAGCUUAGCCAGAUAUAGGAUAGCACAUGAUGAGACCUUUUUUAGUUCAAAUGAUUGCGGGUUUUACAGCAGUGCAGGACGAGGGACUCGAUUUGCCUGAAUGUGUCCUUCAGUUCUUUGCGACUCAGCCAGUCAUGUGGGUAUACGGUAACUACUGCUGUAAUCACCUUGUGUUUCCAGCUCACGAACCAUUCAGCUGUGAAACAUUAUCGGUAAAUAUGAUGUUUUGGCUACUUCAGUAA
Molecule: messenger RNA, 1147 nt
Organism: Hordeum vulgare subsp. vulgare (domesticated barley)
Lineage: Eukaryota; Viridiplantae; Streptophyta; Magnoliopsida; Poales; Poaceae
Product: trihelix transcription factor ASIL1-like
Exons: 2
Coding region: 1-777 (258 amino acids)
Cellular component (GO): nucleus
Molecular function (GO): transcription cis-regulatory region binding
Source: RefSeq, a predicted model, not a curated record